Molecule: messenger RNA, 2109 nt
Organism: Sceloporus undulatus (fence lizard)
Lineage: Eukaryota; Metazoa; Chordata; Lepidosauria; Squamata; Phrynosomatidae
Gene: RMP64
Product: nucleolus and neural progenitor protein
Exons: 9
Coding region: 579-2045 (488 amino acids)
Biological process (GO): positive regulation of Notch signaling pathway
Cellular component (GO): nucleus
Source: RefSeq, a predicted model, not a curated record
UAAAAAGGAUAGCGUUUUUCUAUUUGUGGUUUUUCCACGUUCAUGGAGGUCCUUCACCUCUAAUCCUAGUGAAUGUGGAGGGACCACUGUAUUUCUGCAGCGUAGAUGCAUCCAUAGUCUUUACAAAAUGAUAUGUAUAACCAUUUUCAUUAUGUAUCAGUUGGAGCCAAUUCACAUAGGAAUGUACUCAUAAACAAUGGUCUGCCUGUUGUAUAUUAGAUCUGUGAUGGCUUAUACACACAUGUAAAUCAUCAUUUGUGGUAACAGUCAACAGCUACUGAAAAUACAUGUAUAAACUAGGCUGUGGAAUGUUGUACUUAUGUUCUUAUGAAUGUGUGUCUUCUUCUGUGAGGGUGAUAAUGCCAUGCUUGCUCAGGAGUAAGGUUCACUGUUUUCAGUGGGGCUUCUUCUUACGUAAGAAGACACAUAGCAGGAGUGGGAAGCCUGUUUUGGUCUGAAAGCAGAACAGCCUCCAUACAAGACAUAUCAGAAGACUUCUCUGCAGGGUGACAGUGAGGUGCCUUGCUGUAGUUAGGAAGGAGUGUCGUGCUGUUAACAACAUUUUAAAAAAUAAAUCAAUGGUUACAGAACAGUGCCUCCUGCGUUCUAUCAUCUAUCAUUUCCACCACCAGAUGAGUCAUCAUAAGCCAUAUCAGUCACUCAAACAGGUGCAACAAUGCUUGAAGCGUUUAAAUCUAAUGAAUCUGGAGAAGCCAAUUCAAGAUCUUAUUCAAUUGGAGCCCAUGAAUCAGAUAUCAGAAAAUCCUACAGAAUCUUUGGUUCCUAGCCAACCUGUGAUAGAAGUGGUCAUGGUGAAGAUAUUGGGUGGUUGCAAGCUUGUUCUGCGUUUACUUGAACGCUGUUGCACAGCAUUUCUUUUGUUUGUUAAGCAUCUGUGUUUGCAAGAGUAUAUACUGCUGAAUACCCUGGUUUCAGGAUUGCUGAGCCGACUCUGGCUUCUCUAUAGAGGUGUCCUGAAAAGCCUCAGUUCUUUAUAUAAGAUCCUGUUUGAAUUAUAUCGAGAAGUUUCAGAGAUACAACCAAGGCCUUAUAUUAAAGGAUUUGCUUUUCCUUCCGAAAUACAUGAAUUUCUGGGAACCCCUUAUUUGGAGAUUAAGAAGAAAAUGCCUAGAGCGUUUGUAAUGAAAAAGGCCGGAAGUGGAUGGAUGAAUAGACUAUUUGCUGGAAGCAAGACAUCUCAGUCUCAGCUUGUGACUGCAGCAGGUCCUACAACAGUCAGAAGGAAGAUGAGGAGUUCCCAGAACACCAUCGAUAUUGGGAAACCAGUUCUGGUCAACAGGACUAACCAAGAUCUUGGAAAGGAGUUGGACUUUGAUGUUAAGACCUUAUGCAAGUAUCCUAAUCUUGCUCUACAGGAGACUAUCAAAAUCAGGGAACUUCCUGGAUCAAAAGAGAGAGAAAUGUCUACAUCUCCUAAAUCACUGAAGUCCCACCAUCUUAAAUCUUUUGUGUCCAAAUUUCAAGAAGCGAGUUCCUUUGGAGAACUGUCGGACGCACUGAGAUCAACCAUUCUCUGGUGCAAAAACAAUAAACUUAGACGAGAAGCUUUCUUCCUUGGAAUGAAGCUCUUGAAAAGUAGGCGGCUACAGCAUGUGGAAGCACAGGGUUGCAGACUACAGAGAAAACUUCGUUGUGUUAAAGCUACCCUCUGUAAAUAUCUCACACUCCCAAGCUGCAGAAGGAAGCUCAACCAGAUGCUUAGAGCACAUUCCCAUCUACAAAUGUGGAGCAAACACUCAAGAAAGUCAACAUGUGUUUCAGAAAGAACACCAUCUUCCAUCAUACCUGCACCAUCAGACACUCCUGGCUUCACAAAGGGCAAACUAUUACUUUCCCUUGGUCAGCAGUCUAAUUGUUCAUCUCAGUUAUGGACUGCUACUAACAGUUCUAACGAAACUGGUGGAGGACAAAUUCAGGGGGAUGCUUCUGCCCUUGUGGUAGAAAGAACUUGUGCCCAUAUACAGGAGGAAAUUACUAAGAAUACAGAUGAUAUUGAUGACAUUUUUAAAGCAAUAGGUUUAUAACACUCUGUUCACCAUGUUCAUACAUUUUGGUUCUGCAGAAUAAAGUGUUCUGUUAUUGCAUGAA